Quercus lobata is the source of this 2180-nucleotide messenger RNA. RefSeq names its product Tetratricopeptide repeat (TPR)-like superfamily protein. The coding region runs from base 225 to 1910 and encodes 561 amino acids. Gene Ontology annotation, molecular function: protein binding. The transcript is spliced from 18 exons. Lineage: Eukaryota; Viridiplantae; Streptophyta; Magnoliopsida; Fagales; Fagaceae. The record is from RefSeq and is a predicted model, not a curated record.
CAGUAAUAGGAUCCGGAAGUCCGGCCCCUUUUGUUAACAAAUGAAACCCCUCAAUUAUUUCUAGACUGUUAACUUUUUAGAGGGUUUAACUUAUUUAAAAAAAAAAAUUAGAGGGUUUAAAAAAACAAAGAACAAACCCACUCGUAAAACUAAAAACCCCACGCCUCUUUCAUCAAAUUAUCUCCUUCUCUCACUCACACUAAAAUCAAAGGUGAUAGAUAGAGAUGAUGUUUCUGCGACAAGCCGCGGCUAAUUUGGUUAGAAGAAUCCGAUUCAGUACUUCUCCAACCGCAAUGUCUUCAACUCCAACCCGCAAUGUCUUCCCCAUUCCUUCACUCUCCAGAAAAAUGAAAUUUUCUUAUAAAUUUGGUUCCGGAGACUAUACUUGGAGUACGAACCAGAUGAACCAUCAUCUAUGGAUUGUUAUAUGUGGGAAUUCUGCAAUAAUUCUUGGGAUAAAUGCUAAUCCUGUCUUCGCAAAAGAUAUCUCAACUGAAUCAAGUUUUGAAAGUAGCGCUGAAGGGGAUGGCAUAAUUGGAUUACGCAAGGUUGAGGAUGGCUCUAUCAUAUCAAACAUACAUACAUCUAAAUGGAGAAUUUUUACGGAUAAUGGGAGGGAUUUCUUCUUGCAGGGAAAAAUUGAGGAGGCUGAAAAGUUAUUCCUUUCUGCGAUACAAGAAGCAAGAGAAGGUUUUGGCGAGAGGGAUCCACAUGUUGCAUCUGCAUGCAACAAUCUGGCGGAGCUGUAUAGAGUUACGAAGGCAUUUCAUAAAGCAGAACCAUUGUUUUUGGAGGCCACAAACAUACUGGAGGAAUCAUUUGGUCCUGAGGAUAUACGGGUGGGAGCUGCUCUUCACAACCUUGGGCAGUUAUAUCUUGUGCAGCGAAAGUUGGAAGAAGCUCGUGUCUGCUAUGAGCGUGCUCUAAAGAUUGAGGGGCGUGUUCUGGGAUAUGGCCAUACAGACUAUUCUGAUACUAUGUAUCAUCUUGGAAUGGUGCUAUAUCUGCAAGGAAAGGAGAAGGAUUCUGAGGCUCUAAUUCAGGAUUCCAUUAGGAUACUAGAGGAAGGUGGCCAAGGGGAAUCUUCUGUUUGUAUCAAGAGAUUACGAUAUCUUGCUAAGAUCUAUCUGAAGUCUAAUCGUCCCACAGAAGCUGAGAAUUUGCAGAGAAAGAUACUGCAUAUAAUGGAAUUAUCAAAGGGAUGGAAUUCUUUGGACACUAUUAUUGCAGCUGAAGGGCUGGCCAUGACCCUACAAUCAGCUGAGAACUUAAAGGAAGCACAGGAGCUCUUUGAAAGGUGUCUUGAUGCCCGGAAAAUGUUACUUCCAGAAGAUCAUAUUCAGAUUGGUGCCAACAUGCUUCACAUUGCUAGGGUGGCAAUGCUUAAUUGCAACAGACUAAGGAAGUUGGAUAUUUCUGGUGCAAUUUCUGAGCUUGAAAAGGCAAAGGAUCUUUUAGAAAAUUCCAUAAGGAUUGCACAACGAGUUUUGGAUAAAUUGAUUAAACAAAAAGUCAUCACGAAAGGUUAUGGUGCACGUGGAGAAACAAGGAGGGAUGGCCGUGUGGCAUUACUCAUACUGUUGCAAUCAUUUGAUGCUCUUGGCCAUCUAGAGAUUACCAAGCAAGAGUUACAAGAGUCUCGGGUUAGUAAUCAAGUGGAGCACUCACCUGUUGAAGUUGAGAGAGCACUUUUCCAAUGCAUUUCUGCUUACAGAGAGUUUGGAGCUGAGAGGUCGAUUUCUGACUUUCCUGAAGUGAAGGGCCAGUAUCUUUCCUGUUUGAAACGCUUGAUAAGCUAUAGCAGUACUGUAGGGACACAAAGAUUAAAAGGGGAAACUUUACAAGAGCUGGAAGAUGAAAUCAAGCAUCUGGAAGUUGAAAUUUCUCCUUAUAGGAAACAGAAAAACUAAGCUGGUGCUGGAUUUUGUUGCAGUAGCAGCAACAGUUACAGCACUUAUGCCACCUGCCAUUCACAAAUGUUUCCUUGCAUAAUUCUAUUAACUCUCUUUUGUCUUCAUAACUUUUAAAAGGAAAAAAGAAAAGGAAAAAAAGAAAGAAUUUUAGAUAUUCCUUUGUCAAUAAAUCAGAGUAGCCCAUGCCCUCCUAUCAGCAAAGUGGGAUUUUGGUGUGAAGUACACGGGAUUCUUGCAAUAAGGCCAGCAAGAAAUUGUUAUUUUAUA